Molecule: messenger RNA, 1110 nt
Organism: Emys orbicularis (European pond turtle)
Lineage: Eukaryota; Metazoa; Chordata; Testudines; Emydidae
Gene: ITGB1BP2
Product: integrin subunit beta 1 binding protein 2
Exons: 11
Coding region: 1-1110 (369 amino acids)
Source: RefSeq, a predicted model, not a curated record
AUGGCUUUGCUGUGUUACAACAAGGGCUGUGGGCAAAGAUUUGAUGCCGAUAAGAACUCUGAGGAUUCCUGUGUGUACCACCCAGGUGUUCCCAUAUUCCAUGAUGUCCUAAAGGGCUGGUCUUGUUGCAAGAAACGAACCACAGACUUCUCAGAAUUCCUCUCCAUAAAGGGCUGCAUGAAGGGGUGUCACAGCAAUGAGAAGCCCCCCGAGCCUUUCCGGCCAGAGGAUACCUCAGACAAGCUGAAGGCCAAGCCAAGCACAGAACUCAUCGUCCAAAGCCCCAAAUCAGCUGAGAAGAUGCAGCGUGAAAGGCCAAGCUCUGAUGAGCCAAGACAGCCACUGCUGAUUAAAGUGUCCAGGUCUCUGGAGCAGACCCUGGAGAAGCUGAAGCUGGCCUCCAAAAACCAAUGCCCAGAGGGAGGUUCCUUGUACAGGGCAGAGGCCAUUCCGGAGGUCAGAACUGGCACCACCUGUAAGAACUCAGGCUGUAAGGUGAUCUACAAGGGGGCAGAGAAUGAGACGGAGGCUUGUAUUUUCCACCCCGGAGUUCCUGUCUUCCAUGAGGGUAUGAAGUACUGGAGUUGCUGUGGCAUUAAAACUACAGACUUCAGUGCGUUUCUGGAGCAAGAGGGCUGCAGCACUGGGAAACACAGCUGGAUAAAGAAGGAGGAUAAGAAGUUGGUGUCUUGUCGACAAGACUGGCAUCAAACCAGCAGCCAAGUGGUGGUGACGAUUUAUUCCAAGAAUCCUCUGCCAGCACUCAGCUCUGUGACGGCCAGUCGCACUGUGAUUGAUGUCCAUAUCAUGUUCGAAGGUGACAAGGUUUUCCAGGCAAAGCUGGAUCUCUGGGGGGUCAUUGAUGUACAGAAGAGCUUUGUAAACAUGGUGCCCACAAAGGUGGAAAUCACCCUGCGAAAGGCCAGCCCCAUGACCUGGGCCAAACUGGAGCAUCUCCAGAGCAGCUCUCAGCCCAGACCAGACCAGACCGAGAAAGACCCUAUGGAUGCCGAGGACCCCGAAGGAGUGCAAUGGGAGGAGUCAGAUGACAGCUUGAGCUGGUCAGAGGAGGGAGAUGAGGAGGGGGAGGAAGGAGCAGUAAGCAAAUGA